CGUAAACAUGCCCGUGGCUGCGAUUGCACAAUAAAAAGAGACAAUUAUAACAUAGACAUCGCACUUGUGGGAACAAAGUUUCAAGAACGGCUGUCAAAUUGACCAGUUCAUUAUGUUCUCGCGUAGUUUCAUCAGCCUGAACCGCAGGAUCACAGCUAAAGCAAGCUUUACUGUUCAAAACGUCACGACGUACAGGUCACUACACUUGGCUUGUCGCAACUUGGGACUGAGGCUGCAAGUUAGGUGUCACGAGAUCCGAGUGCCGGUUACGAACGCUGGUUACACCAGGCAUUUAAGUUUGUCUGCUGUCAAAUUGCAAGAUGCAUCGACGAGCCCGACAAAAGAAGUCAAUGCAUCAGACGUCAACGAAAACAGUGUAUCCAAUGUCACAGAUACGUCAAGCACAGAUGAUUUGCUUUCACAAAUUCCUGAGCCACCAACUCCGGUCGAAGAGAUAAUCGAAGUUUUGCAAACAGUAGGAGAGCCUGCAUUUAAAAGUCUAGGUCUUGGUAGCUGGUAUCCUUCUGGUAUGGUACAGCAAGCACUGGAAUAUUUGCACGUCAGUGGUAGCUUACCUUGGUGGGCUUGUAUCAUGGCAAGUACUGUAUUUAUUAGAACAAUGAUGUUCCCGGUAGUUAUACGAAUGCAAAGAUAUGCAGCAAGAAUGAACAAUGUACAACCAGAAAUGCAAUUUAUACAAGCACAAUUGACGGAUGCUCGCAGGAUGGGUGACAACUAUGAAGUCAUGAGGUUAACAAAUGAGCUUCUUACGUUUAUGAAAGAAAAUAAUAUUGAUCCAAGAAAAAAUGCAUGGUUACCGUUAUUACAGGCACCUAUUUUCAUAUCAUUUUACAUGGGGCUUAGAGGAAUGGUCAAUGUACCUGUAGAAAGUAUGAAAGAAGGAGGUCUCUGGUGGUUUUCAGAUCUCACCAUACCAGAUCCCUACUUCUUAUUGCCGUUGCUUACAAGUUCAACUCUUUUUAUUACCCUCGAAAUGGGAACAGAUACUCUUAAAGUAGGAAACAUGGGAUUUCUCAAAUACGUUCUCCGAGCGAUUCCUGUUGUAAUGUUUCCCUUCAUCAUCAAAUUCGAAGCGGGUAUACUUUGUUAUUGGGUAUCAACCAAUCUAUUUUCACUGGUUCAAGUCGCAGUACUUAGGCGUCCUAAGGUGAGGGCAUACUUUGAUAUUCCGGAAUUGAUUAAACAUGAUACCAAAAAGUUACCAAUUGCGAGGAAAAAUUUUGUUGAAGGCUUUAAGGAUUCAUGGAGAAACAUAAAAGUAGCUCGAGAUGUUGGGGAUCGUGAAAUGUAUGACUCGCUGGUUUUCACAAAAGCCGGUAAAGGACCUAUACCAAAAACAUACAAAUUCGAUCCAACGAAACCACAUCCAGCAAGCAUCAUUCAGAAUAAAAUAAAAUCCGACCAAACAAAAGGAAAACUUGUAAAUACUAUUUUUACUAAAACAAGCGAAAAAAACUCCACGAAAUCAAAUCCAGCAAAUACAAUUUUAACGAAAAAGAAAGACUAAUGUUUAUAGCUUGAAGUACUUUAUUAGAAAUUAAUUUUACAUUGUACAAAACAGAAUAAAUGUAAUUAUAAA
Copidosoma floridanum is the source of this 1600-nucleotide messenger RNA. It is a transcript of the gene OXA1L, whose product is annotated as OXA1L mitochondrial inner membrane protein. NCBI's taxonomy places the organism in Eukaryota, Metazoa, Arthropoda, Insecta, Hymenoptera, Encyrtidae. The record is from RefSeq and is a predicted model, not a curated record. Gene Ontology annotation, biological process: protein insertion into mitochondrial inner membrane from matrix. Gene Ontology annotation, cellular component: mitochondrial inner membrane. Gene Ontology annotation, molecular function: membrane insertase activity.